AUUCACAUGCAUUCACUGACACUUUGUCUAUGGGGAGAAAUGGCACAGAAAGGAUUUAAAAUUGCUGGUGACAAACUCUGCUGCGCGAUCUGUUUGGAUCUACUGAAUGAUCCUGUGACUAUUCCCUGUGGACACAGCUACUGCAGGGACUGUAUUAAAAUUCACUGGGAUGGACAGGAUCAGAAGCACAUCCACAGCUGUCCUCAGUGCAGACAGACCUUCAUACCGAGGCCUGCUCUGGUGAAAAACACCAUGUUAGCAGAGUUAGUGGAGGAAGUGAAGCAGACUGGACUGUAUGCUGUUCCUGCUGAUCACUGCUAUGCUGGACCUGGAGAUGUGGCCUGUGAUGUUUGUAGUGGGAGAAAACUGAAAGCCUUCAAGUCGUGCCUGCACUGUGUGGUCUCUUAUUGUGAGCGCCAUCUACAGCCUCAUCAUAAUGUAGAUGGAUUGAAGAAACACAAACUGGUUAACCCAUUCAAGAAGCUUCAGGAGAACAUGUGCUCUCACCACAAUGAGGUAAUGAAGAUUUUCUGUCGCACGGAUCAGCAGUGUAUCUGUUAUUUGUGCUCCAUGGGUGAACAUAAAGGCCACGACACAGUCCCAGCUUCAACAGAAAGAACUGAAAAGCAGAAAGAGCUGAAGCCGUGUCUGGAAAAUUUUCGAAUAAGAAUUCAGGACAGAGAAGAACAUGUUAAGGUGUUUCUGCAGGAAAUGGAGGCCAUUAAUCAGUCUGCUGAUAAAGCUGUGAGGGACACUGAGAAGACAUUUGAACAAAUUUUCUUUCACAUCAAAGAAAAAAAUUCUGAUAUCCAGCAACAGAUCAGAUGUCAACAGAGAACUGAAGUAAAACGAGCUAAACAGGUUGUGGAAAAACUGCAGGAAGAGCUCAGUGAACUAAAAAGAAAACAUGCUGAACUGGAACAGCUCUCUCACACAGAGGAUCACACUCAGUUUCUACACAUGUUCCCUUUGUUCUCAAAUUUUACUGAAUCUACAGAGAUACCUUUUACUAAACGUCAUCCUCUGCUGUACUUUGAUGACGUGCCGGCUGCUGUAUUAGAGGUGAAAAAUAAACUGCAGGAUGAUCUUCAGGAAGGAUGGCAAAAAGUUUCCCGCACAGUGACUGAUGUAGACGUGUUGCUACCUCAACCAGAGCCACAAACCCGAGCUGAAUUCUUAAAGUUUUCAACUCAGCUCACACUGGAUCCAGACACUGUAAACAUGCGGCUGUUAUUAUCUGAAGAGAACAGAAGGGCAACAUUUGUGAGUAAAAAACAGGCAUAUCCAGGUCACCCUGAAAGAUUCAUGAACAGGUCUCAGGUCCUGAGCAAAGAAAGUCUGACUGGAUGUCAUUACUGGGAGGUAGAGUGGAGUGGGUUUGGUAUUUACAUAGCAGUCGCAUACAAAAGCAUAAGCAGAACGGGAGAUCAAAGUGAAUUUGGAAACAAUAGUGAGUCUUGGGCAUUAGACUGUUACAGUAGUAAUUAUUCACUCAGUCAUGGAAAAAAUUGUUAUAGGUUUACAGGCCCUGUGUCUUCCAAAAUUGGAGUGUACCUGGAUCACAAAGCAGGUAUUCUGUCCUUCUAUAGUGUCUCUGGCACCAUGACUCUCCUUCACAGAGUCCAGAACACAUUCAAUCAGCCGCUCUACGUUGGACUGAGGGCAAGUCACUUCUUAGGAUCAGACUCCUCUGCUGUGUUUGUCUGAGUUUGAGUAGGGAGAAUCAAGUAAUUACUUUGUGCUUUUCUUGUGCGUUUUUUUUUUUUUUAAAAUUAAAUAUAUAGCCCUUGUUAGGUUGCACCCUGGAAUGUUAAAGAGGAUAUGGACAAAAUACAUUUGCAUGCAAUAAAAUAAUUAACAAAAAUGUCAUGCUUUGACCAGAGAUUUUAAAUCGAAAAAUUUAAAUUUCAUUUUCUGUAUCUUUUAAACAAUAUUUUGCUCAUCAUUACAGUUUUUCAUUGAUGAAAUGCAGUUCAUUUUAUUUUGUUCCAUUUUUAACUCGUAAAUAUUUUCAUAAAAUGUUGUAGUAAUGUAUCCACAAGUUG
Haplochromis burtoni (Burton's mouthbrooder) is the source of this 2045-nucleotide messenger RNA. Its product is annotated as tripartite motif-containing protein 16. The coding region runs from base 7 to 1707 and encodes 566 amino acids. Gene Ontology annotation, molecular function: zinc ion binding; protein binding. The transcript has a single exon. The record is from RefSeq and is a predicted model, not a curated record. Lineage: Eukaryota; Metazoa; Chordata; Actinopteri; Cichliformes; Cichlidae.